AUGCCGGACGACCGCCGGACUGUCUCGGCGCCGCCGCCGUUUCACCGCGCAGGCGGCUACUUGCGGCGUGCCGGCCAUGCCGCCUCGUUCCCGCUCCGCGGCAUCGGCUACUUUUGCCGCCACCGCGAGUUCCACCCGCUCUUCGCCGGCCGCCUGCUGCCGCUCGCCCUCAUUUCCUUCAUCGUCUACCUGAUCCUCUUCACCUUUGCCUUUUUGCCCCAGUUCGCCUUCCUCGCCAUCUUCCACGGCUGGGGCGCGUGGGUCAACGCCGUCGUCCUCGUGCUCGGCGAGGGGCUGGUCGUCACGCAGGGCCUCUUUGAGGGCUUCUUCGUCGACGAGGCCCGCGUCGACGUCUUUGACGCCACCCUCAUCAAGACCGGCUACACCGACCUGGUCGCCCCCCACCGCAUCGUCGACGCCACCGCCCCGACCGCCGUCCGCAUGCUCGGCAAGCCCACCGUGGCCGCCGCCUACCAGCCCUGGAGCAUCGUCCAGAUCGUCGAGCUGAUUGUGUGCCUGCCCCUCAACCUCGUGCCCCUCGUCGGCACGCCCGCCUUCGUCCUCAUCACCGGCUCGCGCCUCGGCCGCCUCUCCCACUACCGCUGGUACAAGCUGCGCGGCCUCACCCGCAAGGAGCGCAACGCCGAGAUCUCGCGGCGCGGCUGGGACUACCUCUGGUUUGGCACCGUCGCCAUGCUGCUCGAGCUCGUGCCCGUGCUGUCCUUCUUCUUCCUGCUGACGUCCGCCGCCGGGUCGGCGCUGUGGGCGGCCGAGCUAGAGGGCCAGCGGCGGCAGGCCGAGGGUCUGGGCGACGGCCGUGUUGUGCCUGGCGCCGGCGAGGGCGACGGGGCCAUUGUCGCUGCAGAAGACGACCCGCCACACUACGAGGACAAUCCCGUUUGA
This is a messenger RNA of Sporothrix brasiliensis 5110, 903 nucleotides long. RefSeq lists its product as uncharacterized. Lineage: Eukaryota; Fungi; Ascomycota; Sordariomycetes; Ophiostomatales; Ophiostomataceae. Bases 1 to 903 code for a protein of 300 amino acids. Gene Ontology annotation, cellular component: prospore membrane; ascospore wall; lipid droplet. The record is from RefSeq and is a predicted model, not a curated record. The transcript has a single exon.